This is a messenger RNA of Phalaenopsis equestris, 561 nucleotides long. RefSeq names its product tetraspanin-7-like. The record is from RefSeq and is a predicted model, not a curated record. Gene Ontology annotation, biological process: auxin-activated signaling pathway. Gene Ontology annotation, cellular component: plasmodesma; plasma membrane. Lineage: Eukaryota; Viridiplantae; Streptophyta; Magnoliopsida; Asparagales; Orchidaceae.
UUCAGUCUGGUUGCUGUAAGCCUCCCACCGCCUGUAACUUCACCUUUGUGAGCGAGACUGUGUGGAAUAAGCCUCAGGGCUUCAGCAUCUCCUCCAUUGCCGACUGCAACACCUGGCAGAAUGAACCUUCUGUUCUGUGCUACGACUGCCAGUCAUGUAAGGCCGGCGUUCUCGCCAACCUCAAGAAUGACUGGAAGAAGGUUGCCAUCAUCAACAUCGUCUUCCUCAUCUUUCUCGUUAUAGUUUACUCGAUUGGAUGCUGCGCCUUCCGCAACAACAGGCGAAGCAACUAUCAGGGAUGGAAGGGAGGGAACCCUUAGAAGGAGAUAGAGAAGUGAUCGUGCUUCUUUGUAAAGUUUAGAACUUUGGGUAGAACAUAUGGAGUAUCGUGUGCUUAUAUUGUUGAUGGUUAGAGUUUAUUUUCAUGUUGCAUGAGAUGUAGGUUUGGAUUUGUUUUGUGGUAUGAGAACACUCUUUUAAUGAGUUAGCUUUUGUGUACAUGUGAUGGAUGGUGCUUUUUUAGGCAUGUGAGACUUAGUUUUAUUUUGAUAGUCGUUUGAA